Podospora pseudocomata is the source of this 5061-nucleotide messenger RNA. RefSeq lists its product as uncharacterized. Lineage: Eukaryota; Fungi; Ascomycota; Sordariomycetes; Sordariales; Podosporaceae. Gene Ontology annotation, cellular component: cytosol. Bases 379 to 5061 code for a protein of 1560 amino acids. Gene Ontology annotation, biological process: tRNA methylation. The record is from RefSeq and is a predicted model, not a curated record. The transcript is spliced from 7 exons.
GAACUUGAAACCUGGAGAGUCCCCUUCAACUCAGUGUUGUAAGCGUUGUAAGCUGUAUUAGCUCUCCCAUAAUGACGGCAGCCAAGACCAAGGUGAGCAAGGUGAAGGUGCUUGUAAUUCACGGUGAGCCGUGACAACCCUAUCCCCGUACAACACCCAAAAUUUCUCCCUCUUCUGGCUGUCGCAUAUUCAAGUCCAGGAUACACUCAUUUGAGCUUAUUGGGAAGAGAGCUAUAUGCCGGCGAUUUGAGGCUCUUGCAGUUCUACAAUCUUUUAUUCUCACCACGUUCGUUGGGAACCCCAUCAUCGCACCUUCUCUGAGCUUUCAUAUUUCACUACCCCUCCUUCUUUGAUAAAUUUAUCAAGACCCUGCCAAGCAUGGAGGGGCAGACCUCAGACGGCAGCAUCGAUGCACUCAUUUCUGGACUCGGCCCGGAAAUCUUUGAAAAUGCAAACACCAUCUCAAAAUGGCUGUUGAGUCGGCCUGAAGAAACCAGACCCCAGCUGGCCGAGGCCCUUUUCCAGAAACUCUUCCAGGAUGCCUCACGGGCUCGCCAAUAUCAUGGAAAUGGUCACGCCUGCGUCAGGCUGUGCAGCUUUGUUCAGCAAUGCUUCAAGUCUAGCGACCAGACCUUGAAGAAGUGGUCCACCACAGAGGCUCUCACUUUGGAGCUCUUCCUCUUCUACUUGGAGUGGUACGAACACGAUCCUCACAGGGCCCUGCGCCUGAUUCUGGAUGUGCUUGUAGCGGCUUGCACCGACAACCCUUGCCCCGAGACAGGACGGGCCAUCAAGGGACGCGUGCUGGAAACGCUCGUCCAAAUCAUCACUCGAAAAUAUCCCAAGCAAUUGACAAAAUCAGGACUUCAAUGUCUUGAGCAUCUCCUCAGCAAGCGCGUGGUCUCAUUAGACGACAUAGCUUUGACCUACAAACAGGUAGAGCCAGCAGUGGCUUCUCUGCCGAGUCUUGAGCUCUGGAAAUCAUUCGUCUUCCAUCUUUUUUCCUGGAUGGAACUUACCUAUGUUUGCCCUCUGGCCGGAAAAUGCAUCGUUCAUGUUUUCCGCGGUCUAGACAGCGCUGCGGCACUGGACCCCACCACAGGGUUCGACGUUGAGUUAUGGCGGCAAUGGUUACAAGAUGCCCUUGUUCAGAAUCCAGAGAUUUUGGAAGACAUCAAAAACUAUGUGCUGGUGGCCAUCUUCAAGGCCGAUAAAGCUGCGGCUUUGAGACUGUUACAUGUCUUCAACAAGCAGCAGCUCUCUAACAACCAGCAAGGAUCCGAUCAGGGUAUUUUACUUCAGCUGGCUACUUUGGAGCUGGGCAAGAAGACUGGUCUGGUGGACGAGCCCGCCAGCCAGCCUGAGGAGUCAAAAUACCUUGCAUUGGACUCAAAAGUUUUGGGGACACUGCUUGGCCAUCCCACCAUUUCGGUGAGAUGUAGCGCUCUGUCCCUGGUGGUCUCAUCCCAGGCCACCACCAAGCCUCUUUCAGAGGAUGCCUUCAGCCUGUUAAGGACAUACCUGGCCGCCUUUCACGCGGAUUACGAUGCCAAAGUCCGUAACGAGGUCCUUGGACUCACCAAGAAUCUGCUGAAGCGUGUAAAGAGCAUCAUCACCGUUGCUCGACGAAGUUUGGCCGAUUUUGCAAACCGGGAAUCCCAACUCGCCGCUGGCGGUAAUGCCGAGCCACCUCUGAAGAAGAAGAAGGCGGGUCCUGAAGCUGCUCUGAGGGAUGCUUCCGAAGCGAAAUUCGUUCUUACAUCGCACCAAAACUUCCUAGAGUGGUAUGUAGGCUUUCUCAGAGACGAGCUGAUACCUACGGCGUCCUACCAGCGCCAUAUUACUGCUGUGAAAGCUGCUCUUUUGGCCGUCAGAGUUGGAAAGCACGCCGCUGCUACAGACGAUACUGUUGAUGAGGAUGUGAUCCGAUUGAUUGCUAAUGAUCCUACCUGGACUCGUCUUCUUUUCGAUCUUCUGUUGGAUCCCUUCGACGACGUCCGAGAGGCUGCUUCGACACUCUUGAGUUUGAUACCACAAGAACUGAUAGCUAGACCUGUGGCCCAAUCACGGAGAUCAGAAACGCUCCUCGACAUGCUUCAAAGCUUCUGUGGACGGGCUAAUGCGUUGGCUGACAGAACUGGGCGAGCUGACCAUGGUGAUGGAGCCGCUCGGGCUCAGGGUCUUUCAUGCAGCUGGCUGAAUGCCCAACAGCUGCAGAUUCAGUACCUGGCAGAAAUUAUCAGUGGUAUUGAAGCCAAGAUUUCCAAAGCGGAACAAGAUUUAGGACAUGCGGCAAUCGAGAGCCCUGUUCAUGCCGAUUUUGCAGCAAUUAGGCAAGUCAACGAACAUGACGAAGCCAGGGCGUUCUAUGUCUGGCAGGUGCUCGCCAAGCAAACUUACGCUGAAACCGAGUUAGAAGCCCUCCGCCAACUUCAAGAGCGGAUAUUUGGUGGAGCGCAACGGAUAUGGCUGGCAGUCAAACAUGUUCUUUGUGAUGACUCCCCGGAAGGCCAUUUGCCCGAAGAAAUGGAAGACAUUGAAGGCCUGGACACCAAGGACCUUCUUAGUUACAGCUUCCGCGCGGUCCACGAGUCUAGUAACCUCUUGCGCCUCAUCAUGGGGACCUUACGGUUGAAGGCAGUGGCCGGUGUGCCUUUUCCUCCUCUAGAGGUGUUCAAAAAGACAGGUUACCUGACUUUUGAACAACUGGCUCAGCUGAGACAUCGUGGUGCCUUCUCUACAGUCUCGUAUACUUUUACGAACUGUUGCCAACUUACCCAAAAUCUGAAGACUGUGUACCCUAACGCUGAUGAAGAGGCUGAUCUUCUUCGUGACUGGUACAAGGGGGCAGUAGAGUGCAUCAUGACCCAAGCAUCGACGACUCGCCGGUCGGCAGGCAUUCCAUCUCUUAUUGCCGCUGUUCUGUCGGCGAAUGCCUCUUCUCCGUCUUUCGACGAGGUCUACGGCAACCUCGAGCAAAUUGGAAAGAAACCCGUAACGCAAGCUGAGACUGAUGGCUCCAACCUUCCGCAAGUUCACGCCCUCAACUGCCUGAGAGAAAUCUUCAGGAGUUCGCUUCUCAGUAAGCGCGCCGAGGGUUACUUGGCCAGAACGCUGCAUCUUGCUUCAACCAGUCUGAAGUCUGAAGUCUGGGCAAUCCGCAACUGUGGCCUUCUCCUUCUGAGAGCGCUCAUAGAUUGUCUGCUCGGCACCGGCGAGAGCAAGGCCAUCAUUGAAUCUGGUUGGGACGGCAACUCUGUUCGUAUCUCGUACAACAAGUAUCCGGAACUACCAGAUAUCAUUCUCGGCCUUCUUGAAGCAGACGAUGUCGACGCGGGGCUGGCCAACUCUGCCGCUGCGGAAGCGGUAUUCCCCGCUCUUGACAUCAUUCGUCGUGCUGGCCCUCCAGAGGAGCACAGAGGCGAGCUGCGGAAGCGCAUUGAAAACUAUCUUGGCAGCAAGGUUUGGCACGUUCGUGAAAUUGCUGCCAGAACCCUCUGCUCCUUCUUGUUGAGAGAGGAUUGGGUGUCUGAGAUUGGCAAGCUUCUUGAGCAAGCCGGCACUUCGUCCAAUCGGCUCCAUGGCGCUCUUCUCACAGCGAGAUUUGUUAUUGAACGCAAGUCAGACUUGGGCAGUGACCUAAAGACAGAAAAUGCUUGGGCAGAGUCUCUUGUGGAGAUUCUUGCUACCAAAAGCGAGGUCUUUGGACGCUGCCCAGAGGUGGAAGCGGGUUAUCUUGAGAUUCUCAACCUGCUCAUCAAGCUUCAAUGUCUGACCGAAGACAAGCUGGCUUCCACUCUCCAGAUCUCAACCAAGACCGGGAGCCCAGCUUCGGCGCUGUUGGAGAUGGAGAUUGCUCUCGGACUAGUCCACGAAACAGCUUCGUCCGGUGACGUUGCCGGUCUCCGCAACUACCUUGUCGAGCUGCUAGCUAGAGAUGUCAACGUCGCCAGCCGAAUGCUCGAAGCCAUUCCAGCUGCCUUCUCCCAGGCGCAGGAUGACAACUCCAGGGUCCGGUCAGAGAUUUGCCAGUUGUGUGUUGAGGUCUGCAGCACUUCACCUGCCCCUGAGGUCCGCGCGGUGUCACUCGCCAACCUCGGGGCGCUGAUGUCGGCCAUGCUCUCCAACGGGCAUACUUCCGAAUUGCCCUCCCUGUCCCAGCUCGACACCCUCUGGUCAGACCUCACAAAGUGGUCCAUCAACCCAGAGCUAUCUUGGGCCAUCACCGAAACAAGCGGCACAAUAAUGGCCAUUCUCGUCUCUUGCCACAGAGACAACCUCCCAGACUUGGACCAAAGACUCCGUAACUGGGGUGCUCUGAUUUCAGAUUCUCUGCACGUCGACAAUUCAUUCGACACCCGCCACACCGCCGCUUUCUCUCUGCACACCUUUUUUUCCCUCAUCCCCGCCCCCCUUUUCCGAACCGCGUACCUGCCGGCCUUUUCAGCCCUCUACACAGCCCUAACAGACGACGACGACGAAAUCCGCGAGGUUGCCGCGCUCGCGGUGUCCAGUCUCACGGCCCAACCGGCAACAGCAAACAUCUCGUCCAAAACCCUUGUUACCUCCCUCCUCCCUUCUCACCUCCCCACUCCAGAGUUUUUUUCCCUUGCCAUCUCCCAUUUAACCUCUGGUAACCUCCCAGCGGAAACAAAACUCGGCAAGGCGCUCGACUUUGACGACGCGUUAUUCGCAGCAGAGGAGCAGAAUUUGUUUGUUGACGAGGUUAGAGAGGCGAGGGAGUGGAGGAGGGGGUUGGUGGGUGCUAUUGAGGCUAACAAAAAUGGGGAGAGGGUUUUGAAAGAGUGGAAGGAGUGGACUGUGCAGGGGCUGAAGGCGGUGGUGAAGGUGAUGAAGGAAAAAAGAGAGGAUGGACCGUUGGGGUGGACGAGCGAUCAAAAGGUUUUUGCUGUUGUGGCUCGGGUUUUGAUCUCUGCGAGGGGGGUGCUGGCUGUUGAUGAGGGGGAGGAGGUGGAGGUGUUGUUGGGUGAGGUGGUCGAGAUGGGGAGGGGGGGGUUGUUGCAUGGGGGUUUGGUGGGGUUGGCCUUGGAGGAGGUUUGA